AUGGCCAUUAUUGGUGAGUCAAACUUCUGGCAAGCUGAUGAGGCAAGCGGUGGUUUGUGUGGUCCUUGCACAGAAAUUCAUGUCGACUACUCCGCUCUCAACGGAAAGCGGGACAUGACGUGUGCGCGUUGCAUGGUGAAUGACAACAAUCCUCGAGUGGUUGAACUCUGGAAUUGCGUUUUCAUCACUCAUCGAAUGGUUAAGGGUCCAAAUGGCCAGACGGUGCUCCAAGAACUUCCUGCCAUGUCGGUUGACACAGGUCUGGGUUUGGAAAGACUUGCUUCUGUUAUGCAGGGCACAAUGACUACCUACGAAACGGAUAUAUUCUCUCGUCUCAUUAGUAACAUCCACUCAGAGGCCUUACGAAUUACUGGCUCUGCGGUACCAUCCUAUACCAGUGAUUUUGUAUUUGAAGACGAGUUGGAAGAGGAGUUCGCUAAACCGAGAAGGACCGAGCCACACCCUCCACCUCGUAAACGAACCCUCUGGGAGCAAAUAAUACUUGGCCCUCCUCCUCUUUUUCCAAAACCCAAACCGGAAAGAAUCAUUAACUAUGAUAAGCUAAGACGCGAUAUCGCCUAUCGCAUUGUGGCUGAUCAUAGUCGAGCUCUAGCUACAGCAAUGCGAGAUGGUUUGGUGCCCGGUCGUCAAGGUGUAAGUCUGAAAUUGAGACAUCUCAUUCAUCGGGCAACACGCGUGGCCAUUCUCACUGGGUUAGAUUCUGCAACUCGACCUGAACUUCUCAAACGCAUUGUUCUGCAGAUACCGCCUGCAGCUCCUUUCAAGGCAGAAUUGAAGGGACCUAUGGCACGACCAUCAACACCAGUUCAUUCCAUUGAGCAAAUUAGUGAAAUUAUUCAGCAAGAGGUAGAUCAUUUCAUUCCUCGAUUCGAUAAGAUGGAGAACGCUUUCCUCGCUUGUAUGAAAGAGGUCGACGAUAAAGGAAUCUUAUCAGGCAAGCAAGUUUUCUUUUGUUGUACUUGGAAGCAUGGUGUAGUUGAUGAUGCUGAACAGCUUAAAGGCCUUCAGUCUGGCCAGUACGGUGAGCCACUCAGUUGGGAUAUGAUCUGUGCCCAAGCUCGAUGGUAUGGACUCCAAUCACCAAUAGACCCCUCACUUCCACCCACACCCGUCGAAAAGAAGUCGUUCUUCUCUCUCUCUGGUCUUCGAGAUUUCUUAUUUCAGUCACCCGUAACUCAGGACAGCCAUAAAUAUGAUGUUAAACGUGUGAAACAGGAGGAUCAACAUUCCUACGAGGUGCCACCUUUGAAAGCGAAUCUCCUCGCAGCGGUCGAGGGAAAGGAUAGUAAUCUCCACGCUGUUGAGGAUUUUGGCCAACUUCGACCCAUCUUUUCUCCACAAAAUGGUGAAAAUAAAAGUCAGGUGGGUUUGAUAUUCGAUAGAACCAACUUUUACAAUCCAUGCGGAGGUCAAGCCAGUGAUGUUGGAGUUAUUCGAUCGGCGGAGAAUCAAGAGGUCCUUUUUAAUGUCCAAUCAGUUGAGAAACUAGUGAAAAGCAAUAAUACAGCAUCGAAUGACGGUUGGAUUAUUCACUGGGUUUCUCCUUCCGGUUCAUUCAUUGAUGUCAAGCCACUCAGCUCUCUAAUUCUUUGCCCAGAUUCAGAACGCCGCACGAAUUUAAUGCGAAAUCACACAGCUCAACAUCUCUUGAAUUGGGCUUUCGCUAAAGAGUUGGCUUCCAACGCCUUAGAUCCAACUAACCAAUCGUCUUCGUUUACAGUUCAUCAUGGAAGUCGUGUUGAUCCCGAAAAAUUCACUCUUUGUCUAACUAUUCUUCAAAGCCCAGACAAAUUGGAAAGUUUGGUGGAAAAUGUGGAAUCGAGAUGCCGAGCUGCUAUCGCAGCAAAAUUACCCAUUAUUUCCGAGGAACUCAAUUUAUCCAAAGUUACAGAGAAAACAUUCGUUCAACGAUUUCCUUGGGAGACAUAUCCAGAGAAGGUUCGUACGGUCUGUAUUGGUGGUGAUGUAGAGACGAUUAGUGAAAAGAUCACUGAUUCAACUGGCUUCUAUUCUGCCGAGUUAUGUGGAGGCACUCAUGUUCAACAGACUGAAGACCUAGUGGACAUUGUUAUCGUUGGACUUCGAUCAAGGAAGCAGUCAGUUAAGGAGUUCAUAGCCAUCUCAGGAGAAAGUGCGGUUCGUGCCCGACACUAUGGAUCACAACAAAUCCUCUGUGUCUCCACUGAAUUUGACUCUAUUCAAGAGACAAUUACGAAGAGCGCCGAUUCCUUCUCCGACCUUAUUACCUGUGCUGAACGCCUCUUCACUCUCCAAUCUGUGGUUGAUACAAUUCUUGGUGGGAGACCUGAUGUAUGUCUUUCCCAUCUUGAUCGUGGUGUUAUCACACGUUAUCAAGAGAGGCUCUCCGGUCUACUUGGAACUGUUCGAGUUGUUGCAAGGAAGGCUUCUGGUGUGCCAGAUAAUGUGGAUCCAAUUAUGGUGGGACAACUUGUCCAAUUGAUUGCAGAAAGUGAUUCAAGGGGGGAUGAUUUGUCUCCAAUCGCGAGACCCUUCAACAUAAGUAACUUUACUAAGUUCGCUCUAUCUAUUCUACACGUGGGGCCUAAGAAGCCAAUAGUGUUCUACCAGAAGGGUCUCGCUGUCUUCUACCAUCCACAGAGUAAUGAAAAGGCCAUGAAGUGGGCACAAAUCUCUAUUAAAAGGUUAAAUUUAGAAGGAGCCAAUCUUACUACUCGUGUUGAAGGCUUCAAUCGUAGUAAUCUUGGAGAUGGUGCUGAUCACUUCGCAGUUGUUCGUCUCUUUUCUACCAAAGAUAGGCGUCAGCGGGACUGGAAGCCUUAUUUCGAGCAGCUGGUCUCUGCCAUCAGCCAAUCUUCCUGA
Molecule: messenger RNA, 2862 nt
Organism: Rodentolepis nana
Lineage: Eukaryota; Metazoa; Platyhelminthes; Cestoda; Cyclophyllidea; Hymenolepididae
Source: the annotation of a GenBank genome assembly